AGCCGCCUGCCAGAAUGGGCUUGUGUAACUUUGCAAACGUGCCAGAAAAGUUUAAAAAGCCCUCAUCUCCUCCCACCCACCUACCCUCCGCCCCUCCCUCCGCUGCCGCUUCAUUCCAGACACCAGCAAAAGCAAGAGGGAGAGGCGGCUCGCUCAGUCCCGCGCCGAGCGCAUUCCUUUUAGCAAUCUUGGAGAGGAGGAGAGGGGAAGCUUGUUGCAAAGGAGAAAUCUGCCACCUGUGUACGAAGAGAGCGCCCAAGCGCCUCCAAGAACUGCUUCUUCGCCAUCGGGCUGUUGUUUGGCUCGACGGUCCUUCCAGGACCCAGGGGUGCCAAGGGGUACCCCGCUCGCCGCCAUGCGCCUCUCCACCCGGCCGCCGCUGCUGCUUCGUGUGGCCCAACUGCAGGCGUGCGUCUAUUGGAGCUGCCUGCUGUGCGCGCCAUCGGGCGCGCUGCCUCCGCCAAGGAACCCGCCGCCGCCGGCCGUGUGGAGGCAAAGGAUUCAGUGGGAGAAUCAGGGGCAGCUAUACAGCCUGCUCAGCGUGGGCUCCCAGUACCAGCCGCCUCGGCGGCGCGCAAGCCAGCAGCCCGCGCACGGCGGCCACGUGUUGCUCCUCCGGGGCAAUGGCACCGCUCCGCGCAGGGCGCAAGCGGUCGCCGCCGAAGGCACCACCCGGAGACCCGAGGCGCAGCACUGGUUCCAAGCCGGCUACCAGCAGCCCGCCGGCAACAGGGAGCGCGGGGCCGACGGCUCUGCCAGCAGCAGCUCUCGGAGAGCGCCCCUCGCCAGCGCCCCCUCCAGGCUGGGCAACAGCAGUGGCGCGCCUCCUCUGAGCAACUUCCCUCGGGCGCGCGGCGUAGACCGCAUGGUGGGCGAUGACCCCUACAACCCGUACAAGUACUCGGACGACAACCCGUACUAUAACUAUUACGACACGUACGAGCGGCCCAGGCCCGACAGCCGACAGCGGCCCGGUUAUGGCACCGGUUACUUUCAGUACGGUCUCCCAGACUUGGUACCAGAUCCGUAUUACAUCCAAGCAUCCACUUAUGUGCAGAGGACUUCCAUGUACAACCUGAGGUGUGCUGCUGAAGAGAACUGCCUAGCAAGCUCAGCUUACAGGUCGGAUGUCAGAGACUAUGAUAAUAGAAUGCUUCUAAGAUUCCCCCAGAGAGUGAAAAACCAAGGCACAUCGGAUUUCUUGCCAAGCCGACCACGAUACUCUUGGGAGUGGCACAGUUGUCAUCAACACUACCACAGUAUGGAUGAAUUCAGCCAUUAUGACUUGCUUGAAGCAAGCUCCCAAAGGAGAGUAGCUGAAGGACACAAAGCAAGCUUUUGUCUUGAAGAUACGUCCUGCGAUUAUGGAUACUAUAGAAGGUAUGCGUGUACAUCACAUACGCAGGGACUGAGCCCUGGGUGUUACGACACAUACAAUGCUGACAUAGACUGCCAAUGGAUUGAUAUCACAGAUGUUAAACCUGGAAAUUACAUCUUAAAGGUUAGUGUAAACCCAAGCUACUUGGUACCAGAAUCGGACUACUCCAACAAUGUAGUGCGUUGCGACAUCCGUUAUACAGGUCACCAUGCAUAUGCGUCUGGCUGCACAAUUUCACCGUAUUAAGAUGAAAGAAAAUUUAUGCGACGGUGCCCAAGGUUUUGAGGUGAAAUUAUUUUAUAAACUUGAGACAGGAUGUAAAAACUUUUGAAAGCGAAAACGAAAAAAAAAGGACCAGAGUAUAUACAAAAAGAAUUUUAAUGACUCUGAAGCAUUAAGACCUCCUUCAGAAUGGAUGCUGUCGCUCAAUUCAUGUGUUCAACUUUUGAGGACAGUGAAAGAUUGGUGCUUUAUAUACAGUAUUUCAAAUUCUACAGGAAGUUUUAACCCAUUCACAGAAAUGCCUUUUCUCUGACUACUGGAAAAUCAAUAUGCUAUUUGUGAAUGCGCUUAAGGAACAAUUUAAAGGAUAUUCAAAGAGGCUGAGAUUCGAAGAGUUACUUUAGGUUCAUAUAUGCCCAAUGGAAUCUUACACAUUUCACUUUUUAACAACAGACUCCAACUCCUCCAUAUCAAAACUAUGCUUUUUACAUUUUCAUUUUCUUUGGAAGUUUAUUGCUAUGUGGCAAGUGUCCAGGGCAGUGCUGUCCAAAGGUCAUGGAACUAAUUUCACAAUUAUUUGGUCUGCAGCCAUAUAAUAAAUAGUAAGGAGGAGGAGGAGGAGGAAAAUUCAGUGGUCAUGGGGCAAAAUCUGGACCAAACUCUGGGGAAAUGAAACUUCCAACAGAGCUAAACACCCAGCAUGAUACUUUUCUAUCCUUGGGACAAAAUGUAUUGUUCACUUUUUAAGAACCGUUCAUGCUUAGUGUGUAGCAGUGGCUGUUCGUUACACCUUUUCAGAUGAAAGUGUUUGCAUUUUAGACGUAUUAGCAGGCAAGUAUCUUCUUAAACCAGAUGGCUAUUGGUAUUUUGAAACAAGCCAUUUUCUCAGAAGAAUUAUGAAAUAGUGAAUUACCCAUUUCCAAUGUUUGCUGCAGAUUGCUUUGCACAUUUUCUUCCUUCCAUACAGCUCUAAAGCUUUUCAAUUACGAGUAUUUAGAAACUAUUCUCCCUUCAUAGAAUUUGGGUAACGUGGAUUAAAGCUGAUGUAUACACUCAGCAGGAAAAAAUAGUCUAUUUACAAAGGUGGAAUUUCUCAAUAUAUUCCAGUAUUUAGUGCAAACUUUAAUUGGUUAAAAAAAGGGUUAGGAGUAAUAUAGUUUGGUAGCAUCACAAAAUAAGGCUUAAAAGACUGAUUCACAAGGAGCUAAUGGAUGUUCUUCAUGAAUACUGUAUUUUAAACCUUGUAGGCAGUCAGAAAGAAUGAAGUUUUUUUUUUAAAAAAGCCAUACUAGCAGGAUAUUCAGUAGGCUGCAUACUAAAUAAUGCAGUACUGUAUUAUAUGAUAACAAUACCUGCCAUAUGCAAGAUUCAACAGGCAAGCAUGCAAAUAAUUCAAGUGAAGAAAAUCAUAACUCCUCUAACUUGGUUGUUAGAGGUAGAAGAAUCAUUCCUCCUUUGGCUAAAGUGAAAUAGAUGGGUUUCUCCACCCCCCAGAAACUGUGAAAUAAUUUCUAGCAGAUGGGAGUCUUCCUUCCCACUACUAGAUUUCUGAAAGGCCCUAUAAAUAUUCAGUUGUUGACCAUGCUUUUUAGCUGUUAGAACUAAAACUUGCUGCAUUUUGAGUGCAUUCCAUACAUUAAAUAUGAAAGAAGUGAUAUACAUUAAGCAUGGGGAAUAUAAGGACAUUUUCAAUAACCAUUUCUUGGAGAUGUUUGAUGGCUUGGAAUACACGUUUCAGAUUGUCUUGAAGAUGUUCAAGCUCCUCCACUUUUAGUACUAUAAUUUGUUUUGCAAAUUUAAACAAAAAAUUGUCCUCCACACCACUGUCUGUCCAGGCUGACAAGACCUGCUUCUGCCUAUUUCGCUUGCCAGUGCCUUCCCCUUAGCUUGGAUAGUUCUGGUGGAUUUUCAAAUCACCAGUCCUACCAUGUGUAGUAUGUCCAAUAUCGCACAUGAUCAUAAGCAACACCCUUUCAUACGUCAACAAUUGCUAUCCACCUGAUAAAAAAUUCCUUCCAGUAGCACCUUAGAGACCAACUAAGUUGGUUAUUGGUAUGAGCUUUUGUGUGCAUGCACACUUCUUCAGAUACACUAAAACAGAAGUCACCAGACGCUUAUAUAUAGUGAGAGGGUGGGGAGGGGUAUUACUCAGCAGGGUGGUGGGAAUAACACCAUUACUGGCCCCAACAACAUCAAACAUACCAUCUCAGGUCUAUUUAAUUGCUCAUCUUCUAACAUUGUGUAUGCCAUCAAAUGCCAACAGUGCCCUUCAGCUCUCCAUAUUGGACAAACAGGCCAAACCCUACGCCAAAGGAUAAAUGGACAUAAAUCUCACACCAGGAAUCACAAGACAGAGAAGCCAGUAGGAGAACACUUCAAUCUCCCAGGACAUUCUAUACAAAAUCUCAAAGUAGCUGUCUUAUUGCAAAAGAAUUUCAGAAAUAGACUGGAAAGAGAAGUUGCUGAAAUGCAACUUAUUACCAAACUUAAAACCAUGGAGAGACCUGGUCUGAAUAGAGACAUUGGAUUCUUGUCUCAUUAUACAUGAUAAAUGUAUAAUUUUUAGCCAUCUCACCUUGCUUUUUCCUACAAGACCAAUUGCAGCCGUUAACAGGUUUACCACUCCUAUCAGCCAAUCACCCUUCUGAGUAACACCCCUCCCCACCCUCUCACUAGAUAUAAGGGUCUGGUGACUUCUGUUUCAGUGUAUCUGAAGAAGUGUGCAUGCACACGAAAGCUCAUGCCAAUAACAAACUUAAUUGGUCUCUAAGGUGCUACUGGAAGGAUUUUUUUUUAUUUUGUUUCGACUAUGGCAGACCAACACGGCUACCUACUUGUAACUAUCCACAUGAUACGCGUGUAAGCAGCCUUGCUUGCUUAUAUGUAGAAAUUUUUCUUUCUUUUUUAAAAAAUGUUUUAGUAGCAGCAGGAAAAACUGUGGGCUGGUAUUGGGGAGUCAGUGACUACUAAGAAGAGCAGGGGAGCGGGAAAGCUGAUGGCUUGACGAUGGCAUCUCAAGGAACAGGGCUGAGCAACUUCGUAGGACCACUAUCCCACAUUUAGCAGCAUUUCCAGUUACAAAAUUGGGUUUCCAUUUAUCAGGCGGGAAGCAGGUUAUCUGCUGUUACAUAUGAUGUGAACUGGAAUAUCUGACACUUUUGGAUUCAGACCUCAGCCAAGAUUCACUUUGCCAAGAUCUGUUCUAACAAAGAAAGGUACUAAUUCAUGAAGAUUCAUGGCAACUUGGAAGAUUUUCUUGUGGUUUUUGGAACACACGAGGAAUUAAUGGGCUACAUCUUUUUGCGAGAAACUAAUCCUUUUCCCUUCCAGCUGCAUGACACAGAUUUUCUUGCACUUUUUUUGGCAGGCCCUUAUUCAGACUACAGCACAGAAAAUGUUUCUAAUUCAAAUAUUUCACAUUUAGAUCAAAGGGAUUUUUAAAUGGUAAGCUGAUUUUUCCCCAGCCACCCUUUUUGUACCUCCCCAUAGGUUUAGUUGGAGAUAACUGAAGUACUAUAUUCUUACAAGUGGUCUACCCUGUGCCUUACAUCAAAAACAUCAUUUUCACAUUCCAGAUACCACAAAGGUGCUUACAUAUUUUAACUUGAAUUGAAAUAGAGUUUUAUGCCAGGAAAUUUAUAAGCAACCAAAUGUUACAAAUUUAGUGAAGAGCCACUCUAACUUCUUGCGAGGAAUUCUAAUAUUUACUUCAUUUUUUCCCAAAGAGCCUUGCUUUUAAAAUCUUUGCAUCUUUCUCUGAGAAGUUAUUUAUAAUUAUUCAUACACUAGCUUUGUAUUCUUCAUUGCACUUCCAUAUUCUCGUUUAAUUCUUGUAUCGUGGUUGCAGAUUUAUGUGAAAAUGACCUGAAUAAAUUUGUUUUUCAAAUGCUCAGAA
Messenger RNA from Zootoca vivipara (common lizard), 5495 nucleotides. RefSeq names its product lysyl oxidase (gene LOX). Gene Ontology annotation, biological process: collagen fibril organization; peptidyl-lysine oxidation. Gene Ontology annotation, molecular function: copper ion binding; protein-lysine 6-oxidase activity. NCBI's taxonomy places the organism in Eukaryota, Metazoa, Chordata, Lepidosauria, Squamata, Lacertidae. The record is from RefSeq and is a predicted model, not a curated record.